Molecule: messenger RNA, 492 nt
Organism: Phytomonas sp. EM1
Lineage: Eukaryota; Euglenozoa; Kinetoplastea; Trypanosomatida; Trypanosomatidae
Source: the annotation of a GenBank genome assembly
AUGGCAAGAACAGCUUUGGCGACGAAGAAGAGAAGAAAAUCGAAGCGUGGUCCACUGCCAAUUCCACCGACACUUAUUCCUGUAGAAACGGUGGAUGAUAUGGAGAUUCAUGUUUAUAAACACGAAGGUGCAUCAAUCUUGUCGGUAGUAAGUCCUUUGUGCUCUAUCAGCACCGACUCCGUCAUUCCAUUUCUCGAGAACUUGAAUGUCAAACGCCCGCCGGCGUUGAAAGAAACUAAUCUGCUUGUUCUAUACGCUACGGAAGAGACAACUGCGGUUUGCCGGCAUCUUGGCGUGAAGGCCAUUCCGUCCUUUUUUUCAUACCACUUUGGAGAAUUGAAGGAAUUUUUUACUGGAGAUAACAUGGAUAAGUUUUUGUUACUGGCAAAACGUGCAGAGGAAGUGGCUCUAGCGAGAAAAUUGGAGCUACAGGCUCAACGAAAUGCUGCUGAGAAGCUCGCUGAAGAAAACAAUGCCGUUACUGCUGCAUGA